Messenger RNA from Symbiodinium necroappetens, 1005 nucleotides. The record is from the annotation of a GenBank genome assembly. NCBI's taxonomy places the organism in Eukaryota, Dinophyceae, Suessiales, Symbiodiniaceae.
AUGGUCAAACGAUUCUUCCCCCCUAGUUUGGCCCAAGUCCUGUGGCUACAGACCAGGGCAGGGCGCAUGGGUGCAAGCUCCAGUUGCUGUCAGAGCGACGAGCAGCAAGUUCAGGUUCAGGUGAUAUCUACUCAUACUGGCAAUGGACUGGAAGUCCAGUUCGCGGAGCAGUCGGAUGUGCAGGACGUGCAGAGCACUCCGGACCCUCGCAGCAUGAGCAGAGCGAGGCGUAGUCUUCUCCUGAAGACAGCGUUCUUUAUCAACGACGAGCUGCUCCGUGGCAUUUCCAUGAGGGAGUCUUUGCGCAAUGCAGGAAGCCUGUGGCGCAUUUCUCCUUCCGAUUUGCAACAGAAAGACAAGGCUGCUUUAAGGCAAUGUUCAGCUCCGGUGAAGGGCUUUGACAUAUUUCUAUCACACACUUGGCGCACACACGGUUUCUGGAAAUACUUGUCUCUCUCCUUUCACUACGGCUGGAUGCACUGCAUGAUUGGAUGGCUGGUCACGACUAUGACAGUCGAGUUUCUCUUCUUCCUUGACAUUCUACCAUCGUUCUGGCAGACUGAGGUCCAUUUCCAGGACAUAACGGCAACCUACCCUUUCGGGGGUUGGGCCUUGUGUCUUGGAAACCUCGUUUCGCUUACAGCCUUCUUCUUGGCACCCUACUUGCCCGACUUUCGCAGAGCGCAGACCUGUUUUUUGGACGUUGCCAGUAUAGAUCAGGUCGACCCGGAGAUUAUGGAGCAAGGCGUCUACGGGUUGGGUGCUUUUCUGAAAGCCUCCGCAGAGCUGCGAAUACUCUGGUCGGAACCAUAUCUGUCGCGGAUCUUGUGGUCUCGACGUUUCGUGGCCGGAAGUGCAGGUUGUGGUGUGUGUUCGAGGUGGCCGCCUAUCGAACUGCAAACCCAACGGGCAAGAUCACUCUUGCACCACUUUUUGUGGAGGCCACAGUGGCUGCCCUGUGGACGGGCGGCUGCCUUGUUCCACUAUUGUACCUUCUCGCGAUGA